Molecule: messenger RNA, 558 nt
Organism: Sparassis crispa
Lineage: Eukaryota; Fungi; Basidiomycota; Agaricomycetes; Polyporales; Sparassidaceae
Exons: 2
Coding region: 1-558 (185 amino acids)
Source: RefSeq, a predicted model, not a curated record
AUGUCUUCGUCUAUCGCCAGCGUUCAGCCGUCUGCUAGUGCUGAAGCUCCCACAGCAACGAAAUCGAAUAACACACCCAUCGCCAUCGGUGUCUCUAUUGGAGUGGUCACCUUUCUCACUCUGCUGGGCAUCGGCUAUUGGACGUUGCGGCGUCGACGGUUUCACGCUCCGGUGCACGGUUUCCACCGGCAUACCUCCAGUGUUGUUGAUCCGAGUGACCUUGCUUGUCGUGUCACGCCUUUCGGCUCACCAGGUGGUGAACAGCCUCGUUUUGUGCACAAUCCAGGCGAGAACAUGCGCGUUGCUCAUCGGAGGUCAGACGGGGGUUGGGAGUUCUCCGACGUGGAACAAGACCCAUUAACACCAGCUGACUUCACCCCCCCUCCACGUUUAUCUGGUUCAACGCGCUCCUCCUUGAGCCCCUCUGCAAAGGAUAAGCUAAAGCCGGGCGAGCUGACUACGCGUGGAUUCGCGGAGCUCGAUGCGGAUAACAAUCCACCUCCCGCCUACCACGCCGAGUGUAGCUCACUGAGCGAAUAUCAAGAAUGCUUCCGUUGA